UCUCCUAUUGCAAAAUACUAACAGGGAAUUGCAUUCACCAGAUUAAUCAAACAAGUUUUUUUUUUUAAAUGCUAAUCAAACUAGAGACUUUUUUUCAUUUGGAAGGAUUUUGUUGCUGAGAUUAGAACAUAGAAAAACUAAUUAAAGGAAACAGUAAAAAUAAGAAAUGCAAACUUAGAAGGUGCAAAAUAGAAGCUAUUUACAGAAAUGGGGCCAAUUGUGUAAUUUAGAAAGAAAUUAAGGCGAAUACUAACGAAUAACUGAAAACUACAAGGGCCUUUCAGACAAAAUUAAAAACCGUUAAAUCUAUUCGAAAAAUUCGACCGUUGGGGCCCGUUGCAAGACAUACAUUAUAGCGUAACGGUUAAACAUUCAAAAAAAGAGAACCAAAAAAAAAAAAAAAAGAACUCUCAACUUCCCACUCUCCCAUGUCCACUUUUCUCUCUUGAAAAACUGUAAGAAACUACCAGUUAAAGAGAGAAAGAAAGAAACAGAGCAGCAAACCCCUUCAAAAAAAAAAAGAAAAAAAGAAAAAUUCAGUCAAUCAAUGGGUUGUGUUUCUUCCAAACUCUUCAAAAGAGAACUCCAUCAAGACAUCAUUGUCAACAAUGGCGGCGGUCAUUGUGUUAGCCAUGUUGUUUCUCUUACUUCAUCAACUUAUGGUGCUCUAAAACUCGACAUCAAUGAAAAACUUCAACAACAGCAACAAUGGCAAGGAAAGGAAAACCGUCAAGAAGAAGAACAAGAAGAAGAUGUAGAAGAGGUACCCAUUAAAGAAAUAGUUGUGGAGAGUAAGAAAGUAGAAGAAAGAUCGUCGCCUCCUCGUGAUCAAGAACCAGAGGUUAUUAAUACUUGGGAGCUAAUGGAAGAUCUUGAAGAAGAAGGUGGAGUACACAAGAAAAGCCCUAAAUCAAGGGGUGGUGGUAUUCUGUUUCGUGGGUUUAAAGAUGUUGAUGUCAGGAGUCCAUUGAAGUUCUUGAAUCAGAUCGGAUCUCCAAGAAAGGCUAAAACAUUUGGUGGCAAAGAGAACAAAGUUAGAAGAAUGUCUGAUUUUAGUCCCAGACCGGUCUUUAAAGAAAUUAAUUCAUCAGGAAAGUCUAACAAGGCAGUUAUGAGAUUGAGUUAUCCAAUAAAAGGGUCUUCAAUCAGCACAAGAACAGAAAAUGCUGCUGCUGGUGAUUAUUCUGCGCUUUCUUCAAGGACGAGGAGUUUCAGUCCUCUGUUUGAUCCAGAACUUGUUGCAUUAUAUGAAAGAGAAUUGACUGAGGAAGAAGAGAAAGUCAAGAGGAUUAUUUCUAUAACUCCUAAACCUCAUCAGAAGUUCAAGAAUUCGCUCCAAUUAGAAUCUAUUCUUCAAUCUUUCGAACAAAAAUGUCCACCUGGUGGGGAAAAUGCUGUUGUUCUUUACACCACUACAUUGAGGGGAAUAAGGAAAACAUUUGAGGAUUGUAAUACAGUGAGAUCUAUUAUCGAAUCGCAUCAUAUUCAUAUGCUUGAGAGAGAUAUAUCCAUGGAUUCAGGGCUAAAGGAGGAGCUAAGAAGGCUAAUGGGUACUAAGGUAGUGAAAGUUCCACUUGUGUUUGUUAAAGGGAGGUUAAUUGGAGGUGCUGAUCAAGUGGUGAAGCUGGAAGAGGAAGGAAAACUGAGGAUUUUGUUUGAUGGGAUUCCGAGAGGGCUCGCCGGCGGAUGCGAAGGAUGUGCAGGGGUCAGGUUCGUGAUGUGCAUGGAGUGUAACGGGAGCUGCAAGGUCUUGGAUAAUGAGCAGAAGAAGAUGGUGAAAUGUGGUGGGUGCAAUGAAAAUGGUUUGAUACAAUGCCCCAUUUGUUGCUAAUCUAUAACCAUUUUUUUUAACUUAUUAUUUUAAUUUAUUUUAUUGGUUGCAAGAAUGUGGGCAUUUGCUAGGUUUCAUUAUUGUAUCAACACUUACUCUUACUCUUAAUCGGUUUUGAUUCCACUGUAAGGAAUGGACAGAAUAUGAUCUGGUAUGAUUUUUAUUUGUUCAGGGGUUACUAAAGUGGGUUUUAGGCCCCCUUUUGUAUUUUGAUUUUAGACUGACCUUGUUUUUUCCAAGAAAUGAAUAUUAGUUUGGUAUAUAA
Messenger RNA from Ricinus communis (castor bean), 2096 nucleotides. RefSeq lists its product as uncharacterized. The coding region runs from base 548 to 1831 and encodes 427 amino acids. The record is from RefSeq and is a predicted model, not a curated record. The transcript has a single exon. Lineage: Eukaryota; Viridiplantae; Streptophyta; Magnoliopsida; Malpighiales; Euphorbiaceae.